AUUUUAGGGGAAGGGUCAUUUUCCAACAUAAUUUGGCGUGCUACAGAUUGAAAGUUGAAUGUUUUCAGAAAGGGUUGUAAUGAGGCCCAAAGGGGUCCCAUAUGAGCUGCACAAUCUGUUCAAGUCAAUUACAACGUUCUAUUAAAAAUGUCAAGGUCAUUUCAGACCGUAAUCGUAAUUGACUCUUUACCCUUCAUCAAACACUAUUUCAAUUCUGUUUCUUUAUGAAUUGGCAGCAACAUAGAGGCCAUUGACAAGAAACAGAACACCGUUCGCUUGAAGAAAUGGUGGCUGUAUUCAACAAAGAGCUCCUGAGCUGGUAUCUCAUCACCCUUAAACUCAAAGAAACCUUGGAAUCCGGGAUUCCAUCUUCACCUAAUUCAGGGAACCGAUCAACAGAGUUUCCACAGAAGGAGCAGCAGCAAGAGGACAAAUUUCAGCAGGAACCUACAGAAUCAUUGCAAGUUGUCAUCAGUGAAGAUGGUGAAAAAUCACGAGAGGAACCAAACUCACCAGGAUCUGAAUGGGUGGUGAUCAUCAAGGAGAAACUAGAGCAGGCAGGUCAAGAUGAUGUGGCAAGUUCAUGGUCCAAACUAUCAAUCUACAAAAUCCCCCAUUAUCUCAGAGAUAGUACUGGUGAUGAUAAAGCUUUUGCUCCGCAGAUUGUGUCUAUAGGUCCUUACCAUCAUGGCAAGAAGCGCCUUCGCCCAAUGGAUCGCCAUAAAUGGCGUUCCCUUAACCAUGUCCUAAAGCGUACCAAUCAUGACAUUAGGAUCUACCUCAAUUCCAUGAAGGAGAUAGAAGAAAGAGCUCGCUCCUGUUAUGAAGGAGUUAUUAGUUUAAGCAGCAGUGAGUUCGUGGAAAUGCUUGUCCUUGAUGGCUGCUUUGUGCUGGAGCUAUUCAGAGGAGCCACAGAAGGGUUCAAGCAACUUGGAUAUUCCAGGAAUGAUCCCGUUUUUGCAAUGCGUGGAUCAAUGCAUUCCAUUCAGAGGGAUAUGAUCAUGCUAGAAAACCAGCUUCCACUCUUUGUACUGGACAGACUUCUGGGAAUUCAAUUGGGAAACCCAGACAUGAAAGGACUUGUUACAGCUCUAGCACUCAGAUUCUUCGACCCUCUGAUGCCGACUGAUGAACCAAUGACAGAAAGUGACAGAAACAAAUUGGAAUUAUCCCUAGGAAGUGCUAUUACCUUUGACCCUUUAUCUGAUCAAGAAGGUCUUCACUGCUUAGAAGUGUUCAGAAGAAGUCUUCUGCGUGCAGGACCUCAACCGGUGCCUAGAAUAUGGAUCAAACGCAGAUCAAAUGCUCAAAGAGUGGCUGAUAAACGGAGGCAGCAACUGAUACACUGUGUCACAGAGCUUAAAGAGGCUGGAAUCAAGUUCAAGAAGAGGAAGACUGAUCGCUUCUGGGAUAUCAAAUUUAAGGAUGGUAUUCUGCGAAUACCUCGGCUCUUGAUCCAUGAUGGCACCAAGUCUUUGUUCCUCAAUCUCAUUGCCUUUGAGCAGUGUCAUCUUGAUUGCAGCAAUGACAUCACAUCCUAUAUUAUCUUCAUGGACAACUUGAUUAACUCUCCAGAGGAUGUGGGAUAUCUUCAUUACCGUGGCAUAAUUGAACACUGGCUUGGUAGUGAUGCUGAAGUUGCAGACCUUUUCAACCGUUUAUGCCAAGAGGUUGUUUUUGACAUCAAUAACAGUUACCUUUCUCCAUUGUCUGAGGAUGUGAAUCGGUAUUACAACCAUAGAUGGAACACCUGGUGUGCAAGCUUGAGACACAAUUACUUCAGUAAUCCUUGGGCCAUUAUAUCUUUGGUUGCUGCUGUUGUUUUGUUGCUGCUUACUCUUGCACAAACCUACUACAGUAUUUAUGGAUAUUACAGACCACCCAGGUAAGUACUCCUGCAGGGUAUUUCAUUUCCUACAAUGAACAUACUUUUUAGUGUUGACCCUUAUCAAGUCGAUUUGAUGUGUUUGUUGAUUUCAAUAAUCAAGCCUAGAAAAGAUCUUGGAAGGUUGGAAUAUCAUUAAUUCAUUUAUUUUUGCACAGAAUGUAUUGUCUUGGCUAGAUGCCAGAGCUGUAAUACAACUUUCUUAUGU
Vigna radiata var. radiata (mung bean) is the source of this 2093-nucleotide messenger RNA. Its product is annotated as UPF0481 protein At3g47200. The transcript has a single exon. Bases 285 to 1889 code for a protein of 534 amino acids. Lineage: Eukaryota; Viridiplantae; Streptophyta; Magnoliopsida; Fabales; Fabaceae. The record is from RefSeq and is a predicted model, not a curated record.